UUUACCUAUAAGUUAGUCAAACUAAACAAAACAAUUUUGCUGGAAUACUUUUUCCGUAAAAAGUACAAAGAAAGACGAUAUGAACGUCAUUUCGUAUAAUGAUGUUUAUUUAUUUUUCUUCUUUUCUGUUUUAUUUGUCAGUUUUCAAACAACGUUAUCUGUUGUUUUUAAAAAGUUUCGUCGAGAUUUGGAACUUGAUGGCUUCCGAUGUGUAGCAGACGACAUCAUUUUUCAAGCAGAAAAUAUUUCAACACCCGUUGAAUGUUCUAAGAUUUGCUACAAGAAUAAAAUGUGUCGUGCAUUCUUUUAUCAACCGGAUUUAUUCACAUGUAUCGGCUGUGGUGGGACCUGCAAUGGCGUUGAUGUCCUAAAUGGCUCGACGUGCUUUGUACAGGAUGAUAUGGCAUGUCCUCGAAGCUGGAAACAGCACAGACUCUGCUGUUAUUUCUUCAGUUCUGAUAAAAAAUCAUGGACAAAUGCUCUGGAGGCAUGUAGAGAAAAGGGUGGAUAUCUUGUCGAGGUUAACGACGUCAAAGAACACAACUUCUUGAUAUCAACGGCCCCGUAUCUGUUUUUGGAUGGAGCCGAAACAGGGUAUUGGAUCGGUCUGACAAACAAGGAAAGAAAUGGCACAUUUGUCUGGAUAUCAUCUGGACAGAUUCCUUCUUUUACCAUGUGGCGUCCUAGCGAGCCAUCCCAUUUUGACGAAGAUUGUGCGUAUGUCUCCGAUUAUAAAGGAGUAUGGAACGAUGUAUGGUGUGAAGAAGAACUGCACUACAUCUGCGAACGUAGACAAGUUGACGUGUAGUUUUGCAGGGAACGACAGAAGAAGAAUAAAGGAUUUAUCAGUAAAAUCAAAAUAGAAACUGCACUUGGACCGUUAUAUUCAGUUCUGCUUACUGUUUUACUAUAUGUAGCUUAAGUUAAAUUUUAUUGUUAAUUUUAUUACAAAACAAACAGACAUAAGACAAUGCUGUGAACUUCUGUUAUUAACCCUUUGUUUAUCAAGUCUUUGGUUAUUACACAAUCUGUUGCUACUGACUGGAGUGUCUUGCAAAAUGUAAAAGGCAAAUGAUUACAUGUAUAUAAAUUCCGUUGAAAAAAAAUAGACUUGCAUUUCGAUUCUUCUUAGAGAGGUUGGGGUUCCUUGCAUGAUUUAAUUGCAUCUGUAGAACACGGAACAAGAUGGCCACUUGCAUGAUUUAACAGCAUCUGUAGAACACGGAACAAGUGUUUAUUUUAGCUAGUACAAACAUUUUGCGAAGGAUAGCUUCUUGAAGAUAUGCAAAACCAUUCAAUAGCUAGGUUUACUAAUUACAGAUAGUAAUUGGUCGGAAUAUAAAAACGGAAAGUUCGGUAAUUUUUUCAUUAUUUUUUGUCUUCAGUUGUUGGAAAGUUAAUGAUUAAUGUAUCAUUUUCACUGCUAAAAUAACUCUGUACACAAAAAAGGUCUAUUUAGAUAAUUUACUUGAACACUAGCCUAUCCUCAAGAACAAAGAUGUACUUAACACAUUGUUGUGUGUGUUUUUGUAGUUUGUUUUUUUUUAGUUUUUUUUUUUUAUUAUUGUUUUUUGUUUGUUUGCUUGCUUUGUUUUCAAUACAUUAUAGAGCACAGUAAAUUAAUUCAUAUAUGGCACAGUAUAUUAACUUUAGGGUGCGGUGAGUAAGCUCAUAUAUAGCGCAGAGUAUAAGCUCAUAUAUAGC
Mercenaria mercenaria is the source of this 1704-nucleotide messenger RNA. Its product is annotated as perlucin-like protein. The coding region runs from base 80 to 808 and encodes 242 amino acids. The transcript has 5 exons. NCBI's taxonomy places the organism in Eukaryota, Metazoa, Mollusca, Bivalvia, Venerida, Veneridae. The record is from RefSeq and is a predicted model, not a curated record.